This is a messenger RNA of Monascus purpureus, 1830 nucleotides long. NCBI's taxonomy places the organism in Eukaryota, Fungi, Ascomycota, Eurotiomycetes, Eurotiales, Aspergillaceae. The record is from the annotation of a GenBank genome assembly.
GAUUGCUAAUAAAACAUCUUCAUGUCCUCUCCAUUGUUCUUUGCUACUCUCCAGUCAGAUUUACCAGAAUGCCAGUGCUAUCACUCAGGCAGCUUGCCACGGCGACAGCCAUCAGGAACGUGAAGUAUCUAAACGAUAUUGGAAACAUCCCCUACGCAUUAGCCCGACCUUUUCUCCUCAAAGUUGAAAGUCCUGAGAAGUUGGUGAGAAGCCAUUGCUGGCCUUGCUCCCGCAUGAUCAAUGGCGACUAACGAAGUGAUUUCAUAGAGAUCUCUGGAAUUGGCAUCGCCUCAUAUCAUGAAGGAGGACGGCGAAUUGUGGCUCGAGUUCAUAAAGCGAGACAUACCUAAAUGGGAGCAGUACGACCUUCCCGAGAACCCGGAUAGCUGGUAUGACGUCUAUUGCGGUCUCUUGGAGCGAGUCCGCAAGUCAGUCGAGGAGGACGCAGAGCAGAUGAAAAUGGCUCUGGAAAAAAUCAACUCAGAGCGUACAAAACACAGUGCCAAGUUCGUGACCGAUCGGCGCAGCAUUCGCCUUCCUCGAGAACGGCCAACCACCAAGCAGAGAUAUGCUUCAUACGAUCGGAAAAUGGGCGGUAUCACGCCUGUUUUCGUCUCUACCUCACGAUCUAAGACUGCCACCGCGGAUCCAUUGGGUGCUCCUGCAUGGACAUUCGAGAGGCCGCAACUCCCGCGGUCUGAGACCACGCCGACGAAAAGAAACAAUAUCUUCGCCGUAGCGAAAAGGAAUCCGGCAUUGGCAGUUCCGACGAGCAAGCUACGCAACAAGGCUACUCAAGUCAAGAAGGCGCCUCUAUCUCUCAUCGAGGAUCACAGACGACCCCUGGAGCCUGCCCUUGCUAGCACUCGGAAGGAUCCUCCCAGAGUAAUUGCUCCAGGACGAUCGAGGUCUCAGAGCAGCAACUUCUGCUCUAGCAGUGUGCCAAUGACGACGUCAUUGCAAGAAAGAGAGGCAAGACUCCGGGUCCUGACCUCUGGUCACCAUGCUGGCUCAAAAGAGUCAACCAUCUCUCCUGCUAAAUCCUCUGCAGCUGCAGUGUCGAAAGAGCCGUCAGCAGCAUCUCCUCCUACCUCAAGUCCGCCGCUGAAAAGUGCAAGGUUACGAUCAGUUACUCGGAACUCUACCAUACCAUUCCCUAUGGAAAAGAAACCCCAGAAUCUAUCGCGAGUAUCUAACCACGUUCUCUCCAAAUCCCAGAGCAAUCAGACUGGCGAAAGUUCUAACACCACAGAGUCUAAAUCACCGUCCGAACAAUCACCUCGCCCGAUGGUGAUGCGAAAGCGACCGCCGCCGAGCGUCUUUAUUCAACCGAAAAGGAAGAAAGUAUCGUAACGUCGAGCGCAUCACACAUCUGGGAACAUGCUUCCUCAGGCUAAUGUUUUUCUUUUUUUUUUUUUUUUUUUCCGUUUAACUGUUUCCCAUGUUUUGCCAGCUACAUAUGCAUAGCGCAGCAGAUAACUAGUUUCGGUUCUGAUUCGGGCGCUUUAACUGUUUUUUAGGUCGGGUAUUUCUUUUUCUCUCUGUAGGAUCGUCUGAAGGGAUGGCGUGCACAGGAUACAUGGAUGAUGCCGACAGCCGCCAGAGCUGGCUCUGACCUUUCUGCAUUCUGGGAUGGAGUGUUCGGGCAGUAGUGUCACAUUCUACAGCACUCAUCAAUCAGUAGGGAUACCCAUGGGGGCGUCCUUCAGUUCACAUCGAGUUGUCAAUCUCUUUUUUUCUUCUUCAUUGCUAUUUCCGAAAAUAUUCGAUGGUUCUCUCGCAUAAAGGACGGCUGAAAAUAACGAGAUAUGAUACCAAGGGGACGAGAUG